GGAGAUAUAUUCCCUCAACAUAAUAAAGCUUAUUGAGAGAGAGAAAAAGAGAGAGAGAGAGAGAUGGCGAGUGAAAGUGUUUUGGGAGAGAAGAAGAAGAUCGAAGGAACAGUGAUUUUGAUGAAAAGUAAUGUUUUGGAUUUCAAUGACUUCCAUGAAUCUCUUCUUGAUUAUCUCUAUGAAUUUUUGGGCAAACGAGUUUCUCUCCAACUUGUCAGUGCCAUUAAUGGCGACCACUCAAACGGAUUGAGAGGGAAAUUGGGAGAGGCAGCUUAUUUGGAAGAUUGGAUUACUACAAGGACUCCAUUAAUAGCUGGGGAAGCUGCUUUCAAAGUUAGAUUUGAUUGGGAUGAGGAAGAAAUGGGAAUUCCUGGUGCCUUCUUCAUCAGAAAUGAUCAUCACAGUGAAUUUUACCUCAAAUCUCUCACUCUCGAACAUGUUCCUGGCCAUGGAAGGAUCUACUUCCUAUGCAACUCUUGGGUUUAUCCAUUUCGCACGUCGAAAAAGAAUCGUAUUUUCUUCGUCAAUCAGACAUAUCUUCCCAGCGAAACACCAGAGCCGCUUCGCAAGUUCAGAGAUGAGGAAUUACAGAGCUUGAGAGGAGACGGCAAUGGCGAACUCCAAGAAUGGGAUAGGGUUUACGAUUACGCUUUCUACAAUGAUCUCGCUGAUCCAGAUAAAGGUUCAGAAUACGCCCGUCCGGUCCUCGGCGGCUCCACCCAGUAUCCUUACCCUCGGAGAGGACGAACCGGACGACCGCCGGCGAAAUCAGAUCCCGAAUUUGAGAGCAGAAUACCACUUGUUAAGAGUUUAGACAUUUACGUUCCAAGGGAUGAACGAUUCGGUCACUUGAAGUUGUCCGAUUUCCUUGCUUAUGCGCUGAAGGCAGUUUCUCAGUUUAUCAAGCCUGGGCUUGAAGAACUGUUUGAAGGCACUCCAGGCGAGUUCGACAGCUUCCAGGACGUUCUUGAUCUGUAUGAAGGAGGAUUUCCGGUGCCGGAAGGUUUAUUUGAAGCCAUUAGGGAGAACAUCGCUGCACCUUUGCUCAAGGAAAUUUUUAGAACUGAUGGUGAAAGGCUCUUCAAGUUUCCUUUGCCUCAAGUGAUUAAAGAGGAUAGAUCAGCUUGGAGGACCGAUGAAGAAUUUGGUAGAGAAAUACUGGCGGGAGUAAAUCCUGUAGUCAUCCGUCGUCUCCAAGUGUUUCCACCAACAAGCAAGCUUGACCCUGAAGUUUAUGGUGAUCAGAACAGCAAGAUAACCAAAGAACACAUAAUAGACAAAUUAGAUGGACUUACAGUAGAAGAGGCAAUCAAGAGAAAUAGGUUGUUUAUAUUGGAUCCCCAUGAUUCACUGAUGCCAUACCUUAGACGAAUAAAUACGACUUCCACAAAGACUUAUGCGAGCCGAACCAUACUUUUCCUCAAAGAAGAUGGUACACUAAAGCCAUUGGCGAUCGAACUGAGCUUGCGAAACCCUCAAGGAGACCGAUUUGGAGCGGUUAGCAAGAUUUUCUUUCCAGCCGAACAAGGGGUCGAGAGUUCAAUUUGGCAGCUAGCCAAAGCUUAUGCGGCUGUAAAUGACUCUGGUUACCACCAACUCAUCAGCCAUUGGUUGAAUACUCAUGCCGUAAUUGAGCCGUUUGUGAUUGCUACUAAUAGACAACUAAGUGUUCUUCAUCCAAUUUACAAGCUGCUCCAUCCCCACUUCCGAGACACCAUGAAUAUAAACGCAUUUGCUCGACAGAUACUCAUUAAUGCAGGUGGCAUUUUGGAAGCAACAGUUUUUCCAGCCAAAUAUUCCAUGGAGAUGUCAGCUGUUCUAUAUAAGGACUGGAUUUUUCCUGAACAAGCACUUCCUGCAGAUCUCAUAAAGAGAGGAAUGGCAAUUGAGGAUUCAAAUUCUCCACAUGGACUUCGUCUCGUAAUCGAGGACUAUCCAUAUGCUGUCGAUGGGCUCGAGAUCUGGUCAGCGAUCAAGACCUGGGUUACAGAUUAUUGUUCUUUCUAUUACAAGACUGAUGAAACGGUACAAAAUGACUUGGAGCUGCAAUCUUGGUGGAAGGAACUCAGAGAGAAAGGCCACGGUGACAAGAAAGAUGAACCAUGGUGGCCUAAAAUGCAAAACGUUGAAGAAUUAAUAGAAACCUGCACUAUUGUCAUAUGGAUUGCUUCGGCUCUCCAUGCAGCAGUGAACUUUGGACAAUACCCUUAUGCAGGUUAUCUCCCGAAUCGACCAACUAUCAGUCGCAAAUUCAUGCCCGAAAAAGGCACUCCCGAGUACGAAGAACUUGAAUCAAACCCCGAAAAAGCUUUCUUAAGAACGAUCACUGCACAACUGCAAACUCUUCUCGGUGUCUCGCUGAUAGAAAUAUUGUCGAGGCACUCGUCCGACGAGGUCUAUCUCGGCCAAAGAGACUCGCCCGAGUGGACUACCGAUAAAGAACCAUUGGAAGCAUUCGAGAAGUUUGGAAAAAAGUUGGCUGAAAUUGAAGAUGGAAUCAUCAAAAGAAAUGGAGAUUUGAGACUGAAAAACAGAGUUGGACCAGUUGUGGUGCCUUACACGUUGCUUUAUCCAACUGGUGAAGAGGGGCUCUCAGGCAAAGGAAUCCCCAACAGUGUCUCCAUCUAAGGCUCUUCUUUGAAUAAGGUAAUAAAUAAUUGGCUAUUGCAGUGUAGCUGUAUCUAAUAAAUAUUGAUGAUUUAUUUUAUAAACUAGAAUUACAUUAGUGGCUAUUAUUAGAUCUUUUUAAUAUUGAUUGUUUAUCUAAUUUGUAAUAGUUGUGUAGGAGGAAUUUCAGUUUGGUUCCUAAAUUUUCAAAUAUUUUAUUUUAAGUUCUGUAACUUCGAA
Molecule: messenger RNA, 2847 nt
Organism: Momordica charantia (bitter melon)
Lineage: Eukaryota; Viridiplantae; Streptophyta; Magnoliopsida; Cucurbitales; Cucurbitaceae
Product: putative linoleate 9S-lipoxygenase 5
Biological process (GO): lipid oxidation
Molecular function (GO): protein binding; oxidoreductase activity, acting on single donors with incorporation of molecular oxygen, incorporation of two atoms of oxygen; metal ion binding
Source: RefSeq, a predicted model, not a curated record